CAGAGGUCAUCGAAGCCUGAACCUAAAAACGGUUCAAAUGUAACUUGGGUAUAAUUCUGGCUGAAUUAGCAGCUUAGUUUUGAGGUUGUGUUCAGUUACUGGAAGCCGCUACAUGCAGAAUUUAUGAGGAGUGUUAGUUGUGGGUUAUAUAGAAUUAAAAAAAUUGUAAGCUGUGAAGUUAUAUUGUAAGCAUCAUAAUUGUUUUCCGGAACUUCCGGAGGGAUCCUUGGCGAAGCUGCCCAAAAUGUCAGCAUUAGGAAGCGUCUGGACCUGGGAGACGAGGAGUGCACCUUCGAUCCCAUGGAGGGAUUCAGUUUUGUUGACCUCUUCAGCUUCCAUUGUGACUAUCCAGAGCAGCUUUCAGGUUUCCCACUUAAGUUUGAAGUCUAUCAGACUCCGGACCCAAGCCACCCAGAGACAGAGAUUCUGAUUUCAUACCCCCCCAAGCCAGAAGACACUGGUCUUGUAUUGAUGGCCGGGAAGCCCGACACCUACAAGACAAAAAUCUCUCUUCGAAUAAAGGAUCACUCUGGGGAGAUCCUGAGGAGGCACAUAGCAGACGUUACUGUUAAACCAAUGGCGCAGUCUCCAGGAAACACUAGCGUAACAACAGUAUGCAAGGAUGUGAUUUCUGGAAUAGUUGAUGGGAAAUCACUAGGGAACUACAUCAAAGAUGGAGACUUCUCUGGUGCUGGAAGGAUCAUCGCUGCUAUGGCAGUUGCUAUGGAUACAAGUGAGGAUAUUAACGAGGAGGACAAGCGGAUAUUGAAGGAAGAGUUUAUAAAUGCUCUCGAUCAGAUUCCAGUGGAUUAUGACUCGUCUGGGAAGCAAGUUGUAUCGGUGCUCAAUCUGGUUCUAGGAGCAGGAAAUAGGAAUGACACCCCUGUCAUUCCACAUGGAACUAUUCUCACUUCAUCCCACAUUUUGGAGAACAUCAUGAACAGCGUUUAUCAUGAAGUUACAGAUCCGAAUUCGGGGACGCAAAUGUCUAGUUCAGAACUCAUGAAUACUUCAAGAGUGGUGAUGGACACUAUGGCCGUCUUGUUGUCCAGCAUGACGCGUAAUAUGAAUAAUAUGACAGCGAGUACAUCUUUUCCUGAAAGUAUGUCGGGAGCGCCGGAACCGGAUUAUCCUGCAUACCAUGAUUUGGAUCCUACAUAUAUUGAUAACGUAGAAAGCUAUAAGACAGCUUUCGAUAACAUCGUGACAGCAAACGAGAAUAUUGGGAAAGCAAUCCUGCACCAGCAAGGCGAGGAGCAGAAGGAGAAGGUGCUAGAUGCCGGCCCCAUAACUACCUGGAUUAAGGUGGAUAAACCUAAAAACUUGGCAGACAAGUUUAUUGAAUUGGGAAACUCUGGACAGGGUGUAAAGGUAUCCAAAGCAUUAGCUAAAGCAAUAGAAAACAACACGGAUUACGUAAGAGUUCAGGUUACUGUUGCAAAUGACAAUCCUCUUCAGUGGGAUCCUGACAGCAAGGAUAUCAACACAGGACUUAUGCUGGCUAAUAUCUGGAACAGAGAAACUAACAAACCGAUCGAUCUGUCUGGUAUGUCGGAGCCGAUUGAUCUGUAUGUCACUCCUCACAUCAGCAAUAAAACAGAGCAUAUGGCAGAGGGGAAGGUGACUGUACCUGUCAUAGCAGUUAACAACACAGAUUUGUUAGAGGACUACAUUACAGUGCACAGGAUACCAUGCAAGAAGGGGCAGACACCCUAUCUAAAGUUCAGUCCACUGGAUGGUCCAUUCAGCAAGCUUCAGGUCGUGGUUACAGCUGGUGUAAGGCCAUCAUUGGAACAUUUUGAAAAAUAUUCUGAAACAGUUCCGCGCAAUGUUUCGUCUACUGAACAGGAAGGAGAUAACCUUGUUGUUUUUGUGGAUGGAGUGAGUCAUCUUGAUGAUGAUUGGUGCUAUGUUGGUAUACUGCCUCAUCCUGAUAUUCUAGAGGCUGUGGCUGACACGAUGGAUGAAAAUGAUAGGCUCACGAUAGAUUACUCUUUUCAAAUCAGAACAUUGGAAUGUCAUGUUUGGAACAUGAAGACCAUGAGUUGGGACAGCAGUGGUUGUUAUUCAGGGAAUGAGACGACGCUGAACCGACUGCACUGCCGCUGCACUCACUUCGGUGGGUUUUCUGGGACUGUUCUUAUACCUUCCAGCAACGUUGAUCCCGUUCUCGACAUAGACGUGAACUUUAUUUCUGCCUCCAGUAACACUGUCAUACUUUUUUUCGUGUUGACAAUUUUAGUUGUCUACUUCCUCAUCCAUAUAUGGACACAUGUGAAGGACAAACAGGAUAUUUCUAAGAACGAAGUGAUAAUUCUCGGAGACAACUGUCCUGGCGACAGCUACCCUUACUUAGUAGCAGUGUACACUGGGUACCAGAGAAAUGCUGGAACUUCUUCCGUUGUUGGUAUAAAGCUAGUGGGAGAUAAGGACAAAAGUAUGAAUCACAUUCUGGUGAGCGGCAGCAAGGCCAUCCACUCUCGAAGCUCUGACAACUUUUUCGUGCUCCUCGAAGCCCGGAGGUUAGGCUCCAUCUCUUACAUCAGCUUGUGGCACAACUGCUCUGGUCACCACGCAGCCUGGUAAAGAAAUUACAAAUCUGUAGCAAAAUGUUUGGAACUUUGUAUUUCUGUACUUCCAUUACUUUAACACCUUCACUGUUAUGAAUACAAGUUUAAAUCAA
Zootermopsis nevadensis is the source of this 2683-nucleotide messenger RNA. The record is from RefSeq and is a predicted model, not a curated record. NCBI's taxonomy places the organism in Eukaryota, Metazoa, Arthropoda, Insecta, Blattodea, Termopsidae.